GAAUAAGAAAAAUAUUUAACAGGUUCAUAGAAUUAUUGCUUAAGAGUUCACAAAGUUUACAAGUUAUUGAAAAGAUUGAGUUUCGUAUAUGAUUUUAACUUUCUCGUUUAGAUAUUGAAUAUCUAGUUCCAUCUAAACAAAGUCUAGACGUUGUCGACUUGUCGUACUUGGUUGUUGCAUCCUGAAUUUCUAACUCAUUGUAAAACCUCUAGACAAAACAUAUUAGCAUUGACUAGCGUUAAAUUUAGUGAAUCGGAGACAGAAUUCUGCCGGCGACAAGCGGAGCAGAGUUAAGUUAGGGAUUACGGCGAUGAAUUGACAGAGUAUUUUGGAGAUUGGGUGCGACCUUUUUAGAGAUUUUGGAGUCGAAUCGACUAUUUAAAUAAGUUUAAGACAAAAUUUUAAAAAAAUUAGGAUGUUAGAUAGAAGUUCGGUAAAUUUAGAUGCUGAGUGUGCGAGGUAUGAAGACCCUAGUACGAAGGGAAAACAAUAAGGCAACUUUUUAACGGUAACCCGGGAAACUCCGAAUUUUCAAUCACUCCGUUACCAAACAUGGCAAACUAGACGGGUCAAGUCAAACCGCUGCCGCCACUCUGGUUAGGGUUUUAUGCAUUCAAUCGCUCCCCUUCUCGCCGGGAAAUAACCAACCGAACGAACGACCAAAUCGAAAUCCAUGAAGCUCGCCGGUAUAAAAUCCGUCGAAGGCGCCCACGACGAAUCGGUGUGGGCGGCGACGUGGGUCCCCGCGACCUCCAGCCGGCCAGCGCUACUCCUCACCGGCUCACUCGACGAGACCGUCAAGCUGUGGAAGUCCGACGACCUCAACCUCGCGGGGACCAAUACGGGCCACUGCCUCGGCGUCGUCUCCGUCGCGGCACACCCUUCCGGCAUCAUAGCUGCCUCCGCGUCGCUCGACAGCUUCGUUCGAGUUUUCGAUGUCAAUACCAACGCAACCAUCGCCACUCUCGAAGCUCCUCCUUCCGAAGUCUGGCAAAUGCAGUUCCAUCCCAAGGGCACCAAACUUGCAGUUGCAGGUGGAGGCAGCGCUUCCAUCAAAGUAUGGGACACAUCCACAUGGAAGCUGACUUCUACCUUGACAAUUCCUCGCCCCGAAGUGCCAAAGCCCUCCGAUAAGAACACCAGCAAGAAGUUCGUCCUGUCGGUGGCUUGGAGUCCCGACGGCAGAACAAUUGCGUGCGGCUCAAUGGACGGCACAAUCUCCGUCUUUGAUGUGGCCCGGGAGAAGUUUAUGCACCACCUGGAAGGCCACUCCAUGCCCGUGCGGUCCCUCGUGUACUCCCCAGUCGACCCACGUGUCCUGUUCUCGGCAUCCGACGAUGCUCACAUCCACAUGUACGACGCCGAGGGGAAGAGCCUGGUCUCGUCCAUGUCGGGCCACGCCAGCUGGGUGCUGAGCGUGGAUGCGAGCCCCGACGGUAAUGCUAUCGCCACGGGGUCGAGUGACAGGACAGUGAGGCUGUGGGAUCUCAAGAUGAGGGCUGCUCUGCAGACGAUGAGCAACCACACUGACCAGGUUUGGGCUGUGACGUUUUGUCCCCCUGGAGGGACCGGAGUGCGUGGUGGACGGCUGGCGAGUGUCUGCGACGACAAGAGCAUAUCUUUGUAUGAUUAUUCUUGAACGAGGAACUAGUGAAGCUGAUUUUGUUUGUAGAAAGAAAAGAACUUUUACCUUCUGUCAUUUUCCUUCAUACAAUGUAGUGUUUUUGUGUUGGACUGGAUCGUUUGAAAUGCAGGUGAUGCUUCGAGUUCGCAUUUUGAAGCAAUUUGGUUUUAAAUCAAAAAAUUUAUCGUUCUUUUUUUCAAAACCCACAUGCUUAUCUUUCAUCACUACUCUAACUUGAGUAUCAAAACUUUCUAUACAAAAUAUCGAUUAGAAUUUUUUUUUAGACAACGAAACAUUGAACACAAAUUGAUAAACAAUCCAUGUGCCCUACCUAGGAAGUUGGAUAUCAGCUUCAACUAAAGCAAAACUCUAUCGUUAACCAAGAAAUGAUGUAAUAUGUGCUUGUUAAAUUGUUAAGUCACGUUGAUCUAACGCCUUAGAAUUUUUUUAAGCAAGUGAACAAGCUAAUCAAAGAACGGAAAGAAAAUACAAAGAGAUUUUUCGAUAGUUGAGUAUUUUCCAUGGUUGUUAUGCCGUGACAUGUCAGCCAGACAGUCGGUUCAACUGGGUUCAAUCGAUAUCCGUUACAAAAUCAGUUGGAAAUGUCGUUCAUACCAGUAAUACCAAAGAUAUUGUUGAAUUCAAAUAUGCAUAUUUAGAUGCUUAUGUUAUUUGUUGGGUUCAAGUAAAAAUUUUGGAUCUUUAACAUAAAUUUUGUAUUAAAUAUGAGAAUGUUUU
Molecule: messenger RNA, 2362 nt
Organism: Linum trigynum
Lineage: Eukaryota; Viridiplantae; Streptophyta; Magnoliopsida; Malpighiales; Linaceae
Source: the annotation of a GenBank genome assembly